Molecule: messenger RNA, 1296 nt
Organism: Linnemannia hyalina
Lineage: Eukaryota; Fungi; Mortierellomycota; Mortierellomycetes; Mortierellales; Mortierellaceae
Source: the annotation of a GenBank genome assembly
AUGGAUCAUCGCUCCCACAGCCACAACCACCACAGUAGCCAUUAUCGUCACAACCAGCAGCACCACCAUGACCAGCAGCAGCAUCUUCAUACCCGUCCCCAGCAACAGCAGCAUUGGAGCACAGGGUCCAGUCCCCUUUCACCACCACCACCUCAUCAGCAGGAUUCUUUUGCAUCAUCGUCUGAUUCUUCUGCUGCCACUUGGGGAUACUCUCUCUUCGAGCCUACAACACAGGAACCUUCUCGCACGGGACACACCUCCAGCAACAACGGCAACCACCAUCAUCACCGCAGCAGCAGCAGCAGCAACAACCAUGUCUCAUUCCAACAUCGGUCACCAACCCACAAGUCGUCGACGUCGUACCUGAACUCUCGAAGCACUCCUGCAGGCAGCAGUGCAUCCUAUCGGUCUUCGUCUGCUGCUCGUCAUACCUCGUCUUCUCUGUCGGAUGUGCGGGCCUACGAAUCUGGAAUUCGUCAUUCUUAUUACUCUCCACGACACCACCGCACCUCGACCACCUCUUCCUCCACAUCGUCCUCUUCAUCUUCGUCGUCUUCGUCUCCGACGUCCAACAACAACAGCGGCAGCAACAACCAUGGGCAGGGCUCAUCAUCCUCAAGCAGUCAGAGCAAUACCGGAAACACCAGCCGAAACGACAGCAGUAACAACGGCGGCAAUGGAAACAACGACAACACACGCCCACCAGGACAACAAACAGGCACAACUCGCGGCGAGCCCAAAUCUUUCCCCUGUCAGAUCUGCACAAAACCUUUCCCAACCCGGACUCAACUCAAAUCACAUAUGGCCAUCCAUGUCGACAAUUUCCCCUUCCCUUGCCCCUAUACCGGAUGCGAUUUGCAUUUCAAGCGGAAGCACGAUUUGAGGCGUCAUGUGGAUGCUAAGCAUGCAUUGGUCAAGAAAUAUUUGUGUUCUGGAGGCUGCGGGGAGGGAUUUGGAAGGCGGGAUCAGAUGCUGAGACAUUUGAAGAGGGGCCAUUGUCAGAUUAAGCCCGAGGGCGAUCCUACACGGUCGGUCCUCCUCUUGAGCCAGAGCGGGAAUGUUGUUGGAAGUAGCUCGACGACGGACGGAGAAAGGGACGCCACAGGAAAGUCGACAACAGCCUGCGACGGUCCCGUUUCGAGUCCACCAACACGAGCGUCUUAUCCAUACCAAGCACAACAACACUCUCACUCCCGCACACAGCACCAUCACCAGCACCAGCACCAUCCUUCACAGCAACAACAACAACAGCUUCGAGGCAUGAACCUUCCUCCCAUGCCCCUUCCACUCUCGUGA